AUGCCGGCGAUGCAUCACACUAUCUCUCUUCUCUGCUCCCUUCUUGCCGCCAGCGUACAUGCGCAAGGCAGCUCCUGUACUAUUGUCGAUUCAGUGCAGCAUACAUUUUACGGAUUUCCUGAUAACGACCCUCCAGGUCCUGCAACGGCAUAUGAUUGCGGGCGCAACUUCACCGCGGGAGGCACAGGAACUUUCUCUGAUCCUCUCACAAUGGCAAGCGCAGAGGGACAAUUCGAGCAAUGCGAGGUUGUUUACGUCCCUCACCUUCGAAAAUACGUCGUCUAUGAGGACUUCUGUCAGCAAUGCACAGAUGAUUGGGAAUUGGGAAUUCAUCACAUAGACAUCUGGACUGGCUCCCCAGAUCUAAGUGGUGGAGAUAGCCAGAUCAAUUGCGAGAACAAUCUAACACCCGACGACUCGCUCUCGAUUGUCAGAAAUCCAGCGGCAGACCUCGAGGUCGAUGCAACUGUGUUAUAUGACCCUGUGACUGAUGUCUGCGAGACAAGUCAUAUCGACCCUACGUUCAACAUUGGCGACUUCUGUUAG
Exophiala aquamarina CBS 119918 is the source of this 546-nucleotide messenger RNA. RefSeq lists its product as uncharacterized. Lineage: Eukaryota; Fungi; Ascomycota; Eurotiomycetes; Chaetothyriales; Herpotrichiellaceae. The record is from RefSeq and is a predicted model, not a curated record. The transcript has a single exon. Bases 1 to 546 code for a protein of 181 amino acids.